UUCUGCUUCCUUGUAGAUCAGAGGCAGAAAGUAAGGAGCAGCAAGCCUGCCGCAGGGAUCUGUUCGAGGUGUGGCGGAGGGGCCACCGUUGCAGAUAUGAAGACUUCCACUAGAUUCUGUCAUGUUCCCUUCCACUGCAGAUACUGGAAAGCUAUCAUCUGUGGUGCCAUUCUGAAAUCUUACAGAUACAUUUAUUUUUCUUAUAACUUCACUCUUUUUUUUCCAAACAUUAAAUAUGGAAGAUAUACAAGAUUAGCUGAUUCUAUGUAUUUCAGAUGUACUGAAAUUCGAAUAGCAAUCCAUCAAGUGAUGUUGAGUAGUGCUUGA
Telopea speciosissima is the source of this 327-nucleotide messenger RNA. RefSeq lists its product as uncharacterized. The record is from RefSeq and is a predicted model, not a curated record. The transcript has a single exon. Lineage: Eukaryota; Viridiplantae; Streptophyta; Magnoliopsida; Proteales; Proteaceae. The annotation marks the transcript as partial.